AUGACGAAUAUAAUCAGAUCAAAAAGGAAGUCCGAGUAUCUUCUACUAGAGCUGGACACUACAAAACGUCGGAUCAAAGUGAUUCAACCGAAGGUAAGCGACUAAAAAGUGGUACAGUUUCCCUAUACAAAGGUUAAAGAAUAACUUUUUUUAAUCACAUUACAAUGUUUAAUUCAAAAAAUUGUUACAAUCUCGUUUUAUAGACGUCCCAUCUCUCGAAAAUGGGCUAUAUCGAGGACAAGAGUCAUUUUUUGCUCAUUGAGGAAGCCAUUUAUUUGGUUCAAAUUGGUGCCGCAGCUGUUUUGACCCCCAACUCUUCAUGCCCUUGCAGUUUGUCACAGCUGAUGGCCGCGUUGCCCUUAUUCGAAAGCAGUUUGCAGAGGUAUUCCGCCUUCUUCUCGCUCUACCGCAACGGAUUCACGGUGAUAAGGAAGGAGGAUGAUAAGUACGUUAAUUUUUUUUGUUUUUAUCUUGCUUUUUUUACUUUUUUUAGUUUUUUGUCACUUUUUCAUACUGAAGAUUAGACAUGAGGAACGUGAUGGGCCUGGGUCUACCUAAACUCGGCCCAACCCGUUCUUUAUAUCUACUGAAGGGGACGUAGGUGUUGCUGGUUUUAUUUGUUAUAAUGCAGACAUCAAUGCUUUUUAACAGAUCACUAUGUAGGUAUUGAUAUGUGACGAUUGAAAGUUCAAAAUAUUUACAUUUUCAUCUAAAAAAUGAAUCACAGGAAAGCUUAGGGCCCCCAAUCAUAAUAUUAUAAUCGAACACAAAAAAAAUUUUAUUGUAGCUGUACCUUCUAUGAGCUUCGAAAAGAUGGUAGCCCAAAAGAUGUGUAUUAUAUGGUGUUUGACAGGUAAAUAUCAUUAAACUUACUUUUAUAACGUCACUGUUAACAGUAGCAGCUCGGCCUUAAACUUGUAGUAUUAUCAUGACUUUGCUGACUUUAAAAAAAGGUUAUUUGUAUUAGGUUGUUCAGAUAAUUAUGUGCUCUCUAAUCUCGAAGUUUUGCUUUGAGACGAGGCACAGUUUAUUUGAAAAACUUAAUAGCGCCAUAACCUUAAAGUUGUUGUUAAUACGUAGUAGUUUGACCUUAAAACAACAACAUUAAAAAAAUUAUGUUAUUAGUAGCUGUUGAACCUUAAAACAAGACUGUUUAGCAGUAGCAUUCCGGCCGAUCGCCCCAGGCAUAAGUUCCUCGUUUCGAGUGGUUCGACCGCCACUCCACAGUUUCGAUUUGUGACCACCGACCACACCUUCGACCCUCAGGCCGUUUCUGUUCUCCGAUAA
Molecule: messenger RNA, 1287 nt
Organism: Bursaphelenchus okinawaensis
Lineage: Eukaryota; Metazoa; Nematoda; Chromadorea; Rhabditida; Aphelenchoididae
Source: the annotation of a GenBank genome assembly